CAAAGCAAGAGCCAUUGGCAAAUCCAUUUCCUUUCAUUAUAAAUUUUCAGCUUGUUCUCUUUCACAAUUUUUUUUUGUUAAUUUUUUUGUUGAGUCUCCGUUUUUUUUAUAAUUCUUUUUCAAUAAAACUUUUACCAAACUUAUGCGAAGAGUGUGUUUAUAUAUAUAUAUAGUUUUGUUAGCGGGAACCACUCCCUCCCGCCUCCAUCAGCUGCCUUCGGUCGUUAGUAAUCCGCAGCUAUGCAUGAAAUAUGUCAAAACUUUACGAGCGAAACUUUUUUAAUAAAUUAAAAAUUACAAAAUAACACAAAAAAAAAAAAACCCGUGGCAAACAUGACUUAGCCAUUAAGUUGUGAGUAAGCCAGAUAUAUAGGUGCAUUAAUUGGAAAGCCGAGUGCAAAAAGGAAGUGAGAUCAUAAUGUGGUCGCCGGAAUCGGAAAUAAAUUCCAUUGCCAUGGCCACCACAAUGCGCCAUUCGCAGUCCUCGUCCUCAGGAAUCUCUUCCUUGUCGAGCUGCGGCGAUCCUGAACGUCUGCCGGAGUUGCCACCGCUGGACGAGCAGCGUCUUCAGCGGGCCGCAUUGCAUCUGCAGCAAAAGCUAAUCCUUCGCGAGUGGUUAAGGGAUCACCGACUGCAGCAUCACUACCAAAGAUUGCUUGCCGUAGAGGUAGCCUCUUUGGAGGACGUCUAUUGGCUGGAAGAUUCGCGGGCCAGCAAGAUUCUUGGCAAAGACUGGCAAUUGUGGUCAGGAGCCCGGCAGAAUUUGCCCACAUCCAAGGCUCAGUUGGACGCCCUCAAGGCGCAGCUCUGGUCGACGGUGGUCAAGAGCAGUCAGCACCAGGACGCCUGGACAUGGGGAGGCAUGCUGGUCGUAUCCGUCUCAGUCGCCGGCCUUGUCACCCUGGCUGCCAUGACGCAGCCCUCAUUGGCCCCAGAGGCCCGUCAUUCCCUGUUGCAAUACGUCACCGGGAAGUAUCUGCUGCCUGCCAAUUGCAAAGUGCAGUGGGACUGGAAGGAUCCCGCCAGUGUUGGUGGCACCAUGUGCUUCGUGGUGCGAUUCUUCCAGCGAAACGGACAGCCAUAUCCCAUCUGUGAUACGGACCAGUUCUUUGUCGAGGUCACCGAGGGCACUCGCAAGGUGGUCACCAUUAGCGAGCUGGGCUCCUCCACCGAUCCCAACAACGCCAACAUAGCCAAGGUCAAGUUCACAGUCCGAACCGCUGGCCAGUACAAGAUAUCCGUGCUGAUCGGAGCAAGUCACAUUGCCGGAUCACCCUUUAUGCGAUCUUUUCUGCCAGGUGCCAUUGAUGCCAGGCGAUCGCGGUUCAUUAGGCCAGCCAGCACGGUCAUCUGCUGUGCUGGUGCACCCACUCUGAUGCACAUCGAACCACGGGAUGAGUUCGGAAAUUCCUGCUUGUUUGACCAAAAUCAGUCGGAUGAGGCUCUACAGGGCUACCAAGUGGCAGUAUAUGACUUGCAUGGAAUCCCAGUGGAGAAGCUGCAGCAUGCGAUUGUCUUUGCCUAUGACAGGGUCAACUCCCGGGUCUCGGUCACAGCUCUCUUUCCAGAGCCAACUUGUCUAAGGGCUGUGAUCAGCUACCGGGAUCAGCAGCUGCCUAACGGGGACUUUGACAUCAUUGUGCUUAGCAGCAGCGAUACUACCCUGGUGCACAAGAAUAUAGCCUCACGGAAGCAUAACAUCUGCUACGAGGCAAAACUGCUGAGCAUUUUUGGGGUAUCCAAAAACAAACCGAGAAAGGUGCUCUGCUAUGUGGGACCCAAGCAGAACUCCCUGAUCUUCCAGGUGACUAUCAAGGAGAUGAUCCUUAAGUUUAUACCCAAGAGGAUCGCCACUUUUCGACUGUGUCCUUCGACCAAAUUCCAUUUCCUGCCACAGUUGGUCUCUCAACUGCAUGGUCCUGUUUUUAUCAUCGACGACGGAGCUCAGCCCAAGAUCGAGUUGGCCUCAAAGGAUCGGAAUAUUAUAGCUGCCACUUUUACACACUUUUUGCUGAAGAACAUUGGCGGAUCAGAGACUUUCAAGGAUAAACAAGACUUCUUCUAUCAUGAGGUUCGCAAAUUCCAUGCUAGUUAUUAUCAUGAGAAGAUGGCUCUGAAAGUUCAGCGGGAAAAGAUCUUGGAGAGCAGCAUGAAGGCAGCCAAGGGAUUCUCGGUGUCCGACUGGUGUGGCAAUUUCGAGGUUACAUUUCAGGGCGAACAGGGCAUUGAUUGGGGUGGCCUGCGAAGGGAGUGGUUUGAGCUGGUCUGCAGUGCCCUCUUCGAUGCUCGCGGAGGUCUCUUCUGUACUUUCCAUGACAAGCACCAGGCACUGGUUCAUCCGAAUCCCACGCGUCCUGCCCAUUUGAAGCUGAAGCAUUUUGAGUUCGCUGGUAAGAUGGUGGGUAAAUGUCUGUUCGAGAGUGCUCUGGGUGGAAGCUAUCGUCAGCUGGUCAGAGCCAGAUUCAGUCGCUCUUUUCUGGCACAGCUGAUAGGCCUUAGAGUUCACUACAAGUAUUUCGAGCAAGAUGACCCAGACUUGUACCUGUCCAAGAUCAAGUACAUACUGGACACCGAUCUGGAUGCCACGGAUACCCUGGAGCUGUACUUCGUGGAGGAGAUGUACGAUGCUAGUAGUGGGCAGCUGAGCAAGACCAUUGAACUGAUUCCUAACGGGGCCAAGACUCGAGUGACCAAUGCGACUAAAAACCAGUACCUGGACUCUUUGGCUCAGCAGCGUCUCUGCAACAGUGUCAAGGAUGAGGUGGACAGCUUUUUGAAGGGUCUGAACUCCAUUAUACCAGAUAAUCUACUCAGCAUAUUCGAUGAAAACGAACUGGAGCUGCUGAUGUGCGGAACUGGGGAAUAUUCCAUCAGCGACUUUAAAUCCCAUCACAUCGCUAAUGGUAAUUCGGCGGAGUUCCGGCGGGUGCUGGCCUGGUUUUGGGCCGGAGUAAGCAACUUCAGCCAGACGGAGAUGGCCCGGCUGCUGCAGUUCACCACGGGAUGCUCCCAGCUGCCGCCAGGAGGAUUCCAGGAGCUGAAUCCACAGUUUCAAAUAACUGCGGCCCCAACCUUUGGCAAUCUGCCCACGGCACACACCUGCUUCAACCAGCUGUGUUUGCCGGACUACGAGAGCUACGAGCAGUUCGAAAAGUCGCUGCUUUUGGCCAUCAGCGAGGGCAGCGAGGGAUUCGGCAUGGUCUAGAUAUAUAUUUAUAUAUAUAUAUGGUAUAUAGGAUAAUGGAAGAGAGUGAAGCAAUACUCCUCGAUUUUUGUCUGCUACGCUACUGUGUUCCUUUCUGUGCGCUUUAAAUGUCAUGCUAGCAACUAAGUGACCUAGUCCGUAAGCUUGCCUAGUGAUAAAUUGCAAUUAAAUUUAGUCCCUGGCUAGAUAUAUUAUUAUCCCUCAAUGGGAGAUCCCUUUGAAGCAAUAAUAAUCACGGAUUAGCCGGAGUAGCGAGUGUAGUUAUAAAUCGAGUCAAGAUGCAAAUUAAAACCGAGUAUAUAUCAUCAUCAAAAGGAAUGUGAUAAUUGUAUUAUAGACUAAUGCAACCUAAGCGUAAUGGGAAAACUUUUAAACUACCUAUCGGUAAAGCAAAAUAAGUAGCCAUUAAAACCAAAAAAAAAAAAAAAAAACAAACAAAAAACUAUUCUUAUUAACGAUUAGUUGCGCUGUGUAAAGAAACCCAAGAAAAUCUAGUGGAAAACCAAGAGUUUUGUAGCAUACUAUACUUAAAAUUAAUUGUAAACGUUAAAAGGUCUAAAACAUUCACAUAGAGCAAUGUUUAUAUGCAUUUCUUCUAAUAAAAAACCAAAUAUAUAUAUUGCCAAAUUGUGGCACAACUCGAAUACAAUCCCAAAUCCUUCUCCCUCGCUGUGCUCUCCUAUAAGCAAUAUGUGGAAGCAAAUGUUGAAUCGUAGUUUUUAAAUGUUGUUGAAUCGCAAAGCAAAAAUCAAAGAUGUCAUACAAAUUAAAAUUUAGUAAAUGUAAUGGAAUUGUAGUUGUUGAGAGAACUCUAAAAAGCUUAUAUAUAUAUAUAUAUAUCAAUCGAUAGGCGGAAGGUUGGUUCAAAUGGUUAAAAAUAAUAAAAAAAAAAAUGUACUGUUUA
This is a messenger RNA of Drosophila eugracilis, 4109 nucleotides long. RefSeq names its product apoptosis-resistant E3 ubiquitin protein ligase 1. Lineage: Eukaryota; Metazoa; Arthropoda; Insecta; Diptera; Drosophilidae. Gene Ontology annotation, molecular function: ubiquitin-protein transferase activity. Gene Ontology annotation, biological process: positive regulation of protein catabolic process; protein polyubiquitination; proteasome-mediated ubiquitin-dependent protein catabolic process. The transcript is spliced from 8 exons. Bases 419 to 3205 code for a protein of 928 amino acids. The record is from RefSeq and is a predicted model, not a curated record.